Molecule: messenger RNA, 1834 nt
Organism: Notechis scutatus (mainland tiger snake)
Lineage: Eukaryota; Metazoa; Chordata; Lepidosauria; Squamata; Elapidae
Source: RefSeq, a predicted model, not a curated record
CCCGCUAGGCACCGCUUUUCAGCUCGCCGCCGGCCGGCCGGAAACUCUGGGGUGCCCAAGGCGGGUAUUCGGGCACGAUCGCGAGCCUUCGGAGCGAGAAAUCCAGGUCGGGAUUUCUGACGUGCCGGUCGGCUGCAGACGCUGCUGCCGCAUCCUGGAGGUGAGCGGCCUGCGGUGCUCCGGCCUUUCCCGCUUCGCCGCGCAGCCCAGGAUGGACGCGGCUCUGUGUCCCGCAGCGCUAGGUGCGCCGCGCCCCGAGCGCUGGCUGCUCUCCCCGGGCCGCCGCCUCCGGUCACCCCGCCGGAGAGGCGUCUCGGCGCCCGGGAGCCCCCCGCCCGCGCUCUUGCAGCUGCUGCUGCUGCCGUUCCUGCUGCGGCGCGCCACACCAGGUAGGGCGGCGAGCGGCGCGCUUUCUUCUCGCGGGCCACGGCUCCCUCCGGCCGGUAACCUCCGCUCCGCCGCAGGCGUGGUGGCGACGUCGGAGACCAGGAUCGACGGGCGGGCUCUGUCGGUGAGCAACUUGCGGGAGGCCGAGAGCCGCACCUUCACCUGCUUGGCGGCGGCCCCCAACCUCACCUGGUACCUCAACGGGCAGCGGCAGGAGACCAACGCAGCUGGGAGGCCCCUGGCCGCGGCCGGCGACGGCGCCGCCUCGGGAGAGGACGGCAGCGGCACUUUCGUGGUCACGGCGCGACGUGUGGACCACCGGCUGGACUGCGCCGCCACCGACCCGGUCACGGGGCGCGUCUCCACCGCCUCGGUCCUCCUUAACGUGCAGUUUCAGCCGGAAAUCGUGAAGGUGGACGCCCAUUACCGUGAAGCGAGCGAGCCCGGCCUCCUGCUGGUGGUCUUCGUGCUGGUCCAAGCCAACCCGCCGGCCGACGUGACCUGGGUGGACCAGGACGGGCAGGUGACGGUCAAUGCCUCCCGCUUCCUGCUGCUGGACGCCCAGACCUAUCCCGGGCUCGCCAACCACACGGUGAGAGUGCAACUGCACGGCCCGCCCCGGAACGCCUCCCUCCGCGCCUCCAACGACCUGGGCGAAGCCAGCUCCUCCGUUCCGCUCCCCGGUCUGCUGGCCACCCAGCUUGAACUGCCUCUGGUGGCCCUGGUGGGGGCAGCUGCUGUAGCUCUGGUGAUACUCCUGAGUUUUGGGGUGCUAAUCAGCUGGACUGUUUCACAGGCGGCCAAAAAGUCAGCAGGACAUGGGCCAGCAGCAGAGCUUGCUCUGAGCAAUGUCCUACAGCAGAAGGAAGCCUGCCUGCCACGGGCAAACAGAUCCCUCCCUUCCAACCUGCAACUCAACGACUUUGCACCAGAACCAAAAAGUAGAGUGAACAGUGUUCCUGCAGAGCAAGGUGAAGAUGCUGUUUCAGACCCAAAAACCCACCUGACCCUUUCUGAACAAGAUUUGGAUCGGUUUCUUACCGUUGGAUAUAUUUAUAGAGCCACUAGUAUGAGUAGCGAUGAAAUCUGGCUGUGAAGACUAUCACCAUGCCCAGCCCCAGCACAGAGAAGCAAGUGAGGCAUGGAGGAGGGCGGGCAAAAGAUGCCAGGAGUCUCUCUGCUCUUCACACUGGAACAGGAUGGUGAGGGCCCCUCUGGGGGGCGAAGGCGCCCCCAGCAGGGUCCGGUCCAGUCCUGGACACCAGGCUGACCUUGACUGGGUGAGUCCUUUUCGCCCUUCACUCCAUUCCAGCAGCCGCCCUGUUUCUCCGUCCAAUAGGAGGGUUGCCUUCCUAACCUCCCCUUUGCUAUUGCCAGGCACAUCUCAGUUUAGGAUUGUAGCUUUGCAACUGCUACGCUUCAUGAAUAAACGGCUGUGGUGAAGGUG